CCGGCGAUGUCGGAUGGCAUCCCGAAACCAUCCACACUGGCAUACAUUUUCACUCAUUCUACAUAAAAGACAUCAAGAUGAGCAUCCCCUUUUUCUUUAGCAUUUGCUUAUUUCAAGUCCAUAGCAUGGCAUCCACCGCUAUUGAAUCCUUGUCCGAUGCGUGGGAACGCGUCAACGAAGGUUAUCCACGAAUUUCCAUUAUCGGUCUCCGGUUGUUGAUUGUCUUCAUUGUUCUUUUCUGGCUACGCGAACAAAUUAAGCCACCGCACAAGAAACGAGGCAAAAAUCGGAGAAAGUAUCGCUUCCCCCCUGGACCCUCGGGGUAUCCUAUUAUAGGGAACUUACUCCAGCUGGGGGCAAGCUCGAGAUGAUGUGGAUCAUAAGUUCAGGAAGUAUAACCAAUGGCCGCUCUCCGUACCCUGUGGCCAGCGAUAUUGUAAGUCGCAAAGGCCGGUCUCUGGUCCUCCCUCUGGCGCAAUGGGCAGAGAAGCGCUGGUAUCGGAAUCACUAUCGCUAUGCCAACUCGGUAGUACAUCGGAUCGCGUUAGGAGAGCGAAUCGUGGCGGCCGGAAUACUAGGGUUCGGGAUAAAUAUAUAUAUCCCGCGGGGUUUUCAGGGCCAAGUGUAACCUUGCGAAAAUAUAGUUACAUAUCCAUUUGUUUUCAAAAGACA
Aspergillus glaucus CBS 516.65 is the source of this 672-nucleotide messenger RNA. RefSeq lists its product as uncharacterized. The coding region runs from base 126 to 371 and encodes 81 amino acids. The record is from RefSeq and is a predicted model, not a curated record. The transcript has 2 exons. NCBI's taxonomy places the organism in Eukaryota, Fungi, Ascomycota, Eurotiomycetes, Eurotiales, Aspergillaceae.